CCUGUUAGCUUGACGCGGUCAGUGGGUGUUGACAUGUCAGCUGAUUGCGGCAUGUAAAGCCUCUUGUUUAGGUAGCUUAGCUUCGUUUGGUGUUUGUUUUUGUCGUGAGUUAGGUGGCSUCGAACCGAACCUCACUGUUUCACACAUAUUUAACUUUUCAGCGCACUUCCGGUCUCCGUCAGCGCCUCCGGUGCUGUUGGUUUUCGGGGCGAGGCUCCUGUCGGUGGAGCUCUUUCUGUUUUCUCUCUCUCUCUCUCCGGGAGGGCAGGACUGAGGUUCCGACAGGCUCUGCUGCAUUGCAGCCCGGUGUUGCUCCGCCGAUGGAAUUCAAACACACAACAAUGGCGACUCCCGGUCCAAACGGCUCCUCCUCGGCACCCAGCGGUACCGCGGGACCCGCCGCGCACCAGUACCAUCCACAGCAGUCCCAGCACAUCACCACCAUGAGCAGCCUGCAGGAUUCCAACACCUGCUGGAGAUGUCAGAGUGAAACAGGGUUUCAGAUAAACCUGUCUGGAGCCCCCCCAAGCAAACGUAAAGCCCUGAAGCUGAACUUCGCCAACCCUUCGAUCAAACCCUCUACGAGAUUCUCUCUAAACACGGCCGGGCCUCCGUUUCAGAACCCACACAUAGAGAGGCUGAGGACUCACAGCAUCGAGUCGUCUGGAAAGUUAAAGAUCUCCCCGGAGCAGCACUGGGACUUCACGGCCGAGGAUCUGAAAGAUCUGGGCGAGAUCGGCCGAGGGGCGUACGGCUCCGUCAACAAGAUGGUGCACAAGCCCAGCAACACCAUCAUGGCCGUCAAGCGGAUUCGGUCGACGGUGGAUGAAAAGGAGCAGAAGCAGCUUCUGAUGGACCUGGACGUGGUCAUGAGAAGCAGCGACUGUCCGUACAUCGUCCAGUUUUACGGCGCUCUCUUCAGAGAGGGCGACUGCUGGAUCUGUAUGGAACUUAUGGCUACCUCCUUAGACAAGUUUUACAAGUUUGUAUAUUGCACAUUAGACGACGUGAUUCCAGAGGAAAUAUUAGGAAAAAUAACUUUAGCUCCGGAGAGAAUAGACCCCAGUGCAUCCAGGCAGGGCUACGAUGUCCGCUCAGACGUGUGGAGUCUGGGAAUCACGCUGUACGAGCUGGCCACGGGACGCUUCCCCUACCCAAAGUGGAACAGCGUGUUCGACCAGCUGACCCAGGUGGUCCGAGGAGACCCACCACAGCUCAGCAACUCUGAGGAGAGACGCUUCUCUCCUAAAUUCAUCUCCUUUGUCAACGUGUGCCUUACAAAGGAUGAAUCUAAGAGACCAAAGUACAAAGAACUACUGAGAGAUCCGUUCAUUCAGAUGUACGAGGAGCGCUCCGUCGACGUGGCCUGUUACGUCUGCAGGAUCCUGGAUCAGAUGCCAGCUUCUCCCAGCUCCCCCACCUACAUGGACUGAUAACGGGACAGACCCGAGCACAUCAUUUAAUCUACUACAAUCUGAAAGUCAAAACGUGUCCUCUACAUUUGUUUGGUCCCCUUAUUGCAGUGUUAUGACAGUUGUAAAGUGAUUUCCGUCUGUAAAUAAGAACACAUCUGUUUUUCUCUUGUUCACAAGGACACAAACACUAAUGUAUAAAAGGAGCUCAGUCAAUCAGUCGUGACUCAUCGUGAUGAGAUGCAUCUCACAGAAAAAAAAAAAACAACAAAACACCCUGGAACUGAUAUUUAUGGAACUAAAAUCAUGGAGUUUCUUUUUGUUUUGGAGAGUCUCCAGCAUACUGGAAUCAUUCUGUUUGUGAAUUCUUCCACCUUUUAGGUGUACUGACCGCAUCGUUGUUUGGCAUUUAAAUAAACUGCGCUUCUCUGCGUGUAAAGCAGAUUUAAAGUGUUGGUGGGCCGAGACGCGGCAGACUUUCACACCUGUCGCUUCUGCAGUGGAGAACUAUGAGCURGUGAAUAAAGAGAGAGAGAGAAGGAAGUGAUGUGUUCCCUUUUAUUACUGUAAUUCUGACAAGUUCAGGUUUAAAACCACAAAUACACACUGAAGGUGUGGAUAUAUUUGGUUGUAAAUUGGUCAACAAUAUUUCAAUAAAUCAUGAUUUAAGACAUUCAA
Molecule: messenger RNA, 2090 nt
Organism: Austrofundulus limnaeus
Lineage: Eukaryota; Metazoa; Chordata; Actinopteri; Cyprinodontiformes; Rivulidae
Product: dual specificity mitogen-activated protein kinase kinase 4
Biological process (GO): MAPK cascade; protein phosphorylation
Molecular function (GO): JUN kinase kinase activity; ATP binding
Source: RefSeq, a predicted model, not a curated record